Parathielavia appendiculata is the source of this 981-nucleotide messenger RNA. Its product is annotated as NAD(P)-binding protein. The record is from RefSeq and is a predicted model, not a curated record. The transcript has 3 exons. The annotation marks the transcript as partial. NCBI's taxonomy places the organism in Eukaryota, Fungi, Ascomycota, Sordariomycetes, Sordariales, Chaetomiaceae.
GACCCAACAUCACCCCUCACAGGCAAAACAAUUCUCAUCACGGGCGCCAACUCAGGCCUCGGCCUCGCCGCAGCAACCAAACUCGCCCGUCUCGGCCCCUCCCGCCUGAUCCUCGCGGUGCGCAACCUCGACUCGGGCCGUGCUGCACAGCGCAACAUCCAGGCCCAACUCAGACUCCACCUCGCCCAGAACAACAACAUCAAACCCGAACCCGACAUGGAUGUUUGGGUCUUCGACCUCGCCUCGUACACGACUAUCGCCGCCCUCGCGCGGCGCGCGUCCGCCGAGCUUGACCGCCUCGACGUGGCCGUGCUGAAUGCCGGCGUGUACGAGGUCGGCUACGGCGUGUCGGCCAACAAGUGGGAGCGCACGCUGCAGGUGAACACGCUGGGGACGGCGCUCCUGGGCGUGUUGUUGCUGCCCCUUCUAAGGCGAGUGCGGGAGCGAGACGGCUACGGGGUGCGGGUGGGGCUCGUGGCAUCGCGGCGGGCGGAGGCGGUGCGGUGGACGCAGGAGGUGAGGGAUGGGAAGGGAGGCGUGUUGGAGGCGGCGAAUGCGGUAUGGGAGGAGGGGUAUGAGCCCAGUGAGCAGUAUCGAAUGUCCAAGUUUCUGCUGAUGGCUGUGGUCAAGAAGAUGGCUGCGUUGGUAGAUGAGUCUGAGGUCACCGUCACGGCUGUGUGCCCGGGGGGUGUUGCGACGAACCUGAGUCGCGGAUGGACUGGUGUUGUCGCUGCGGUUGUCAAGACGCUGGUGAACACUUUGAUUAUGCGGACGCCCGAGUAUGCGGCGCGGAGCGUAGUCAGUGGCGUAUCGCUGGGGCCAGAAGCCAGCGGGAGGUUGUGGUAUGACGAUGAAUUGCACGACACGUCCAGGCUGUCCUUUCUUGCUGGUGAAGAUGGCGAGAGACUAGGCGACAAGAUCUGGGCCGAGGUUAUUGAUGCCCUGCAACGAGAAGUACCAGAAGUGGGCGAGGUCUUGAGA